Messenger RNA from Cokeromyces recurvatus, 767 nucleotides. RefSeq lists its product as uncharacterized. Lineage: Eukaryota; Fungi; Mucoromycota; Mucoromycetes; Mucorales; Mucoraceae. The transcript is spliced from 3 exons. The record is from RefSeq and is a predicted model, not a curated record. Gene Ontology annotation, molecular function: GTP binding; GTPase activity. Bases 300 to 683 code for a protein of 127 amino acids. Gene Ontology annotation, biological process: ribosome disassembly; mitochondrial translation. Gene Ontology annotation, cellular component: mitochondrion.
UUUUUUUUAUUUCAAAAGGACAAAGCUUUUAGACAUAAAGGGACAAUCAUUUUCGGCUUAGUGCCAUUAAUUUUUUGGAAAGUGACAUUUAUUUUUCUCAAAGUGACAAAGUUUACCGUUCUCACUGUAUCAGCAAUAACAGCUAAAAUAAUAGUGUAGAGGGGAAAUAACCCCCGGUUAUAUUUUUUUUUAUUAUUUUUAUUAUUUUUAUUUUUAUUUUUAUUGUUAUUGUUAUUAUUAUUGUUAUUGUUAUUAUUAUUAUCAUUAUUUUUUUUCCUUGAUUGUAUUUUUAUGAAACAAUGCUUAGAUACAUUACUACUUCAUUCAAAAAGUCAACAUUUCACACAGCUAAUCAUGUUGCAACAAUUAAAUCUACUCAACGUCAUUUACAAUUCAAAACUUACACAACUAAUGCUAAAGAUUUCACUAUACCAAAAACACGAAAUAUUGGUAUCAUUGCUCACAUUGAUGCAGGUAAAACGACUACAACAGAGCGUAUGCUUUACUAUGCAGGCGUAACAAAACGUAUCGGAGGUAAUACUUGUACACACAGACACACAGACAUACACACACACACACACACACACAUACAUACAUAUAUAUACAUAUGUAUACAAUUUUUUUUUUUAUCCACAAUUAAACUUAAUUUCAUAUCCAAGAUAUUGAUGAUGGAGAUACAGUAAUGGAUUAUCUAGCUGCAGAAAGAGAAAGAGGAAUUACGAUUAAUAGUGCAGCUAUUACAUUUGGUUGGCAAGGUCAUCGUAUCA